This is a messenger RNA of Glycine soja, 2015 nucleotides long. RefSeq names its product DNA polymerase epsilon subunit B. Gene Ontology annotation, biological process: DNA-templated DNA replication; error-prone translesion synthesis. Gene Ontology annotation, molecular function: DNA binding. The coding region runs from base 60 to 1637 and encodes 525 amino acids. Lineage: Eukaryota; Viridiplantae; Streptophyta; Magnoliopsida; Fabales; Fabaceae. The transcript has 13 exons. Gene Ontology annotation, cellular component: epsilon DNA polymerase complex. The record is from RefSeq and is a predicted model, not a curated record.
AAACCUAACCCUCUUAUUCUGUUCAACAGAGAGUGCGUGUGAGAAAGAGAGAAAAAAAAAUGAAUGCUUCAAUGAGGAAAAAGGUUCAAAGGAAGUGUAAGAUAAGAGGCUACAACCUCAAAGUCGACGCUCUGAACGAGAUCCUCUCCUUCGCAUCUCGCUUCGAAGGCCCCGACGAGGACGAAGCCAUCGAUCUCCUCCUCGUCGAGCUCGAUUCAUCUCUGAAAUCCACCAUAAUCGACAAGGAGACGGUGCAGCGCGUGGUCAGCCUGUUGCUGGAAGCCACCGAGGCCACCGAGGAAACCUCCGAUGCCGCCGCUGCCAUUCGCGUCGUCGAUGCGUUCCUCAUCCCCAAGUAUAAAUACGACUAUAGCAGAAAGCAGUUCUACGAGCACACAGGCAGCUUAUCUAUUCAUGGAGAAGCAUCAGCAAAGUCAGAUCUGUACAGGGAAAGGUUUCUGUUGUUGUUCCAGAGGCUCUCUCGUGACCAGCAUUUUUCAGCGCCUGCUUUUGAAUCUGAAUUUUCACAUUUUGGGAGCUGUGAGAUAUCUCCCAUUCAAUCUCUGGUUGGGCAAACAGGUAGAAGAUGGGUAAUGGGAGUAAUAUCUCAGCUGGAGGAUGGCCAUUACUAUUUGGAAGACCUUACAGCUGCAGUUAAAAUCAACUUGUCCAAUGCAAGGAUAACUACAGGACUCUUUUCAGAGAACACUAUAGUUGUGGCUGAAGGGGAGAUGCUUGUGGAGGGUAUUUUUCAGGUCUUAACAUGUGGAUUUCCUCCUUUGGAGGAUAGAGAUAAGUCAGUUACACUACUUGCAGGGCAUGACUUUUUUGGCGCGGGUACUUUCACUAAAGAGGAAACUAUUAGACUGGCAGAGAUGGAAGAAAAAGCAGUAAAUGACAUGUUUAUUAUACUUUCUGAUAUUUGGCUAGACAAUGAAGAGACUUUGAAAAAGCUAGAGGUUGUUCUGGAUGGCUUUGAGAAGGAGAUAGUGGUUCCUUCCUUAUUUGUUUUCAUGGGAAACUUCUCUUCUAAGCCAUGUAACCUUUCAUUUCAUUUUUAUUCGAGCCUCAGAAUGCAGUUUGGUAAGCUGGGGGAAAUGAUUGCUGCCCAUACACGACUAAAAGAGCACAGUAAAUUUCUGUUUAUUCCAGGUCCUGAUGAUGCAGGUCCUUCAAAUGUUCUUCCUAGAUGUGCUUUACCAAAAUAUUUAACUGAAGAGCUCCAAAAGCACAUUCCCAAUGCCAUAUUUUCAAGCAACCCCUGCAGGGUCAAAUUUUAUACCCAAGAAAUUGUAUUCUUCCGCCAGGAUAUGCUGUAUAGAAUGCGCCGUUCAUGUUUGAUGCCUCCUUCUACAGAAGAGACUUGUGAUCAUUUUGAACAUCUUGUUGCUACCAUAACCCAUCAGAGUCAUCUAUGUCCACUUCCUCUAACCGUACAACCCAUCAUCUGGAAUUAUGACCAUUGUCUUUAUCUUUAUCCAACUCCACACACGAUAGUUUUGGGAGACAGAAGUCAGCAGAAGGCAUUCAAGUACACAGGAAUCACUUGUUUUAAUACAGGUUCCUUCGCAAUUGACAACACAUUUGUGGCAUAUCGUCCCUGCUCUCAGGAAGUUGAAUUGUCAGCCUUGCCAUAAACUCAGCAUAAUUUAUGUUGGGCUGUCAUCCUCUAACCAUGAGCAUCUCGGACAUUUUGGCUUUGCUAUUCUUUCAUCAUACAUACGGCCAUUGAUGAAGCUGGUAAUCUGAAAUUGCUGCCUUUUCCUCCUGGGAAGAUUAAUGUGACAGCCGGAAUUGUAUUGUAUCAUAUAAAUUGCCUUGUUAACCAGGGAAAAUUGCUGUAUAAUAGGUAUCUACUAAAUUAGAUUAGUUAAAGCAGUUUAUUUGUUUAGAUAGAUAAUAUUUGUUAGUUUAUACUUCAUAGAGACUACGCUAUGAUAAGUAAUUGUUGAAAUAUCAACCAAUGAUUUCAUGAUUUAUAAAUAGGGAUAUAACAUACCUUGAUAACAAAUUCA